Molecule: messenger RNA, 786 nt
Organism: Thermothielavioides terrestris NRRL 8126
Lineage: Eukaryota; Fungi; Ascomycota; Sordariomycetes; Sordariales; Chaetomiaceae
Exons: 1
Coding region: 1-786 (261 amino acids)
Source: RefSeq, a predicted model, not a curated record
AUGGACCUCGCCACCCAACUGCAAACCUCGCUCUCCAGCACCACCACGCCCGUCCCCUCCCUCCCCUGGCUGCGCGCCCUGACCAACAGCACCCGCCACCCACCACCACCACUGGCCUCGCUCCUGGCGACGGCGCGCACGCGGCUGCUGGCGUCCGACCUGACGGCGCCGGGCCUGCUGGACGCGGGGUACGCGGCGGCGCACGCGCUGCCGGCGGACCUGGCGCGGACGCACGCGGGGGCGCGCGAGGCGCGGCUGCCGCGCGACGUCGUCGUGCAGGUGCUCGACAUCGAGGACGUGGCGCGCGCGCGGUGGGAGCAGGUCGAGGCGCUGGAGGCGCUCGCGCGCGGGGAGGGCACGCGCGGCCGCGAGAUCGUCCGGCUGCCUGCCGCCGCUGCUGCUGCUGCUGCUGGCGGGGGUGGAGGAGAAGGAGAAGGAGGAGAAGGAGGUGAGGAGGAAGGGGUGGUGACGGGCGGCGGAAGCGGCAGGGCCGGCGGCAGGGCCGGCGGCAGCAGCUGCACGCACAAGCUGGUGGUGCAGGACUGCAAGGGGCAAAAGGUGCACGCGAUCGAGCUGCGGCGGGUGGAGCGCCUGGCGGUGGGCAAGACGUUCAUCGGGGAGAAAAUCCUGCUGCGGGCGGGGACUGUGAUUGCGAGAGGCGUGGUGCUGCUGGAUCCCGCUCAGUGCGUGGUGCUGGGCGGGAAGGUGGACGCGUGGCAUCGGGCGUGGGUCGACGGGCGCUUGGCCAGGCUGAGGGAGGCUGUUGGCGCCGACAGGAGAGAGUGA